Rotaria sp. Silwood1 is the source of this 378-nucleotide messenger RNA. Lineage: Eukaryota; Metazoa; Rotifera; Eurotatoria; Philodinida; Philodinidae. The record is from the annotation of a GenBank genome assembly.
AUGCGUGGUAUAAAGAAAAAGCAAAAAGAAAAACGUAAAUCUCGUACAAAUGAAACGAUGAAAAAAAAUUCAUCAAAUAAAACAAACAAAUCAAAUCGUUCGUCUAGUAUAGUAACUAAAAGUUUUGAAAUCUUUGUUACUGAUUUUCUUACUGAUCCAUGUGGCUUACCUGUUGAAUUAAGAGAUUGUGUUUUAGUUGACGGAACAACAUCUUCGAAUGAUGCAUCAGAUAAUUGUUCAUCUAAUAAUUGUCAAGUUCUAAAGAAGAUCUUUGGAAAUAAUGAAUCAAGUGAUCGUAUGGUUCAAAAUUCUGUUUCAUUGGUAGUUGAUGAGCCAUCUAAAAUAGCACAUGAAAGUGAACAUAGGAUGAAUAUCUGA